GGUGGUCACUUUCACGGGAGAGGAACAGGAAGAAGAAAGAGAAACAAUUGCAGUAAUUCCUGUGAAAUGGAUCGAAAAACCUGAUGAUGAGAUUACUGACAUAUUUUUGGCCCCCAAAAAACUGGCCAAAAAGAGGAUCAAGACUAGUACAUUCAAAAAGAGCUGUACAAAAUUGCAUUGAGCCUGAAAUUCAAUGGCCUCGUCAUAAAGGAACAGUCCUUCAUUUAUACCGUGAACAUGAUGAUGCAAUUAAAGGUUUGAAAAAAGCUGAGGAUGACACAUCACUUGAAACGGAAGUAAAUGGUGCCCCAAGAAAGAGGAAGCUACCAAAGCGAUACUUGGACUUUGACAAAGAUGGUGAAAAUGAAGAGAACGAUAUGUCGCUAAAGAAAAAAGGUCUUCGAAGCUGUAAAAUUAGAAGGCUUAGCGAAAGCACGACUGACAGUACGACGACUUUACCUCAGAUGAACUCUGAUAUUUUGAAUGAAGUAAAAAAUAUCAACGUAUUUCAAGUAGUAAAUAAAGAGAUAGAGAAAACGUCUAGAAAGCAACCUGUUGAAAAUUAUGCCAGGAUCAAAGUCCUUCGGGAGUUUCGAAACAAUUCUAGCCGAAGUUGUGAACAAAAACAACUAAAAAAAGUUUGCAAUAGCCAAUGUGAAAGAAAUGUUAACAAGAAACAUGAAAAGCAGCGCAAAAUAAAUGGUAAUAUCAAACAAAAUAAUCUUGUAUCCAAUAAAACAAUGCAAAAGAAAAGGAAUGCACUAAUAACAAUUUCAAGUAGUACUUUAACUCCGUUUUCUCUCCUAUCAAGGACAAAGUGAUAAGUAGUAAAACUUCUGAGGUUUCUAAAAUUUCUUCAUGUAACUCAUCAAUAUCUGCAUCUGAUUUUCCGAUAAAUGAUGUUCCUAAUUCAACUGAAUUUUCAUUUCCAUCUUCAAUACAUAUGAAUAGUCUUAAUGAGGAAUCAUGUUCGUCUCAAACCGCAUUAUUGGUACAUUCUAUUUUCGACAAAGUAGGUGAA
This is a messenger RNA of Trachymyrmex cornetzi, 1021 nucleotides long. RefSeq lists its product as uncharacterized. The transcript is spliced from 3 exons. NCBI's taxonomy places the organism in Eukaryota, Metazoa, Arthropoda, Insecta, Hymenoptera, Formicidae. The record is from RefSeq and is a predicted model, not a curated record. The coding region runs from base 84 to 821 and encodes 245 amino acids.